This is a messenger RNA of Scomber japonicus (chub mackerel), 448 nucleotides long. RefSeq names its product ribosomal protein L35a (gene rpl35a). Gene Ontology annotation, cellular component: cytosolic large ribosomal subunit; ribosome. The coding region runs from base 48 to 380 and encodes 110 amino acids. The transcript has 5 exons. NCBI's taxonomy places the organism in Eukaryota, Metazoa, Chordata, Actinopteri, Scombriformes, Scombridae. Gene Ontology annotation, molecular function: structural constituent of ribosome. The record is from RefSeq and is a predicted model, not a curated record. Gene Ontology annotation, biological process: cytoplasmic translation; ribosomal large subunit biogenesis.
GCCAUUUUCGCCCCGUAGAGGAAGGUGAAACCGAGACGACAAGAAUCAUGCCUGGAAGACUGUGGAGCAAGGCCAUCUUCACCGGCUACAAGCGCGGUCUGAGGAACCAGCGUGAACACACGGCGCUGCUGAAGCUGGAAGGAUGCUACAGCAGAGACGAGGUCGACUUCUACCUCGGGAAACGCUGCGCAUACGUCUACAAGGCCAAGAAGAACACGGUGACGCCCGGCGGUAAACCCAACAAGACUCGUGUGAUUUGGGGGAAAGUGACGCGCGCUCACGGCAGCAGCGGGAUGGUCCGAGCAAAGUUCAGCAGCAACCUGCCGGCCAAGGCCAUCGGACACCGCAUCAGAGUGAUGCUGUACCCCUCUCGUGUUUGAGGACGAAACGUCGCCGCGGCUUUUCAUGUUGUUUGUAUAUAAACAAUAAACAGAUCAGGUUCACUCUG